Messenger RNA from Hemicordylus capensis (graceful crag lizard), 3956 nucleotides. It is a transcript of the gene POP1, whose product is annotated as POP1 homolog, ribonuclease P/MRP subunit. The record is from RefSeq and is a predicted model, not a curated record. Bases 244 to 3195 code for a protein of 983 amino acids. Gene Ontology annotation, cellular component: nucleolar ribonuclease P complex; ribonuclease MRP complex. NCBI's taxonomy places the organism in Eukaryota, Metazoa, Chordata, Lepidosauria, Squamata, Cordylidae. The transcript has 16 exons. Gene Ontology annotation, biological process: tRNA 5'-leader removal.
CUCUCGCGAGGGAUUGUGGGGAAUGUAGUCUGGGUGUUACUGUAGGCGCGAGGGGAAAGGGAAGGGUAAAGUAGUAGACGCUGUCGUUUGCGCAUGUGUGGUUUCCUCGGUCGGAAGUGAGUGGACGUAGCGUGGUGGUGGUGAGAGAGACCUGAGUCCUGCGGAGAAAGAAGCGGAGUGCCUUUUAGUCGACUCUUGGUUGCCCGCAUUUUGCAGCGGGAGCGCGGAACUUGAGCCUCAGAAAUGUCGAAUGCAAAAGAAAAGAAAAAAGCCAAGAAAAUGAAAAACCAACCUACCAGUGUGACUUUUCCCUCUGACAGUGGGCCUAGUCACAGUGAGAUAUACUUUCAGAAUGGAGGUGAUGGAACCCCUUAUCAUAAGAAACGAGAACUGCGCUCUGAAGCCUUGCAACAGGGAUUUUUGCGUCAAAAAAAAUCCAAUGAAAUGCCUAAAUAUAUAACAGUGUCUCCUUUUGUUCAAGCUCGGGCUGCUGAAAUAAAGGCUAUGUUGAAGGCUGUUACACAGAAGUCUUCCAAUACUUUAGUGUUUCAGUCUCUACCUAGACAUAUGAGAAGACGAGCAAUGAGCCACAAUAUCAAACGCCUACCCAGACGACUUCGUGAACUUGCCAGAAGAGAAGCAGAGAGACCUGAACAUCAGAAAAAAGAGAUCCCAAAGAGCAAGUGUCGUAAAGCCAGGCGGCGCCAUACGGACAUGGUGGCAGCAUUCAAUCGCAGGCAAAAGAAGAACAUCUGGCUAGAAACGCACAUCUGGCAUGCAAAACGGUUUCACAUGGUGAAGAAAUGGGGCUACUGCUUGGGAGACAAGCCCACCACCAAGAGCUAUAGGGCUUGCUACCGAGCCAUGACAAACCACUGCCUCCUCCAGGACUUAUCAUAUUACUGUUGUUUGGAGUUGAUUGGAAAAGAGGAGAAACUUCUAGCAGUGCUUGCUCGAAUGUGUAACGUAGAUGCAGGGCCAACAUUUGCAGCUAUUCCUUGCCUAGCUGGAAAGCGCCAGGGUGCCCUCACGUUGUACAAGGUGGAUCGGUACUCUGAAGAGGCACUUGGUCCUGUUACUUUCAUUUGGAAACCCAGGCAGGGGCCUGACAGUACUGCUGAAAACAGACAGCUGUGGAUCUGGACACAUCCAGCCUGUAAGCAGGACAUCCUGGCUGAGUUAAAGGAAGCCUUCCAGUGUUCUGAGCCCAUGGAAUCCUGUAACCCUGAACCUAUUGUAGCAUUGCCUCAAGAAGAAAGCACAAUGGAUGUAGCUGGAAACGUUGGCAAGAAAAGGAAGAGGAAAGAUGCAGAAGCUUUUGUUCCAGUGAAAAAAAUUAUUGGAGAUGGAACCAGAGAUCCACAUCAGCCAUACUCCUGGACAUCGCAAACUACUGGAAUUGUGAUCAGUGACUUGACAAUGGAGAUCCUCAGAUACCGGUUGAUUGGCCCACUCUCGCACUGUGUCCUGACAGAGGCACUCAAAGUUGCUUCUGUCCAUACUGAGCUGGAUUCUACAGAUGCUGAAGUUAACAGUUGGUGGAUAGAAAAUUGCAGCCAUCCUGAUCGGGUGUCUCUUCAUCGUCGUCAAGAAGCCAUCUUUGACCUCUUGCAGGGGUUAGGUUCAUCAGACAUUCCAUCAGGUACUGUACUUGGUUUGACAGUUGAGGAUCCUCGAGUCAAUUUGCCAAAGAAGAGGUCAAAAGCCAUGCCAAAUCCAGAAAAAUAUCAAGAUGAUGAGAAAGUUAGACAGCUAAUCUUGGAAGGUGUGCCUGCAGAGUGUGCACACAGCUUUCUCUGGGACCAGAAUAUCUGUAGGAGUGUCACAGAAAAUAAAAUGCCGGAACAGGAGUUGAAUCGUCUAAGAAGCAAACUCUUGGUACCUGGAUCUCAUCUUGACUUGGGCCCUCGAGAAUCCCAGAUUCCUAUACUCUUGGUUCAGCAUUCUGGAAAAGUAGCGGGAAAAGAUCGACCAGGGUGGGGAAGUGGCUGGGAUGUUUAUCUGCCCAAAGGCUGGGGCAUGGCUUUCUGGCUUCCUUUUAUCUAUCACGGGGCACGAGUGGGUGGCUUGCAAGAGGCUCUGAAACAUUCCCUGUAUAAGAGAACACCUCAUGUUCCGCAUGAUUAUCCGGACUGCCCUGCUGGUAUCCAGUUUGCCAAAGAACUAGAGAGAAAUCUUCUGGAAAAGUUUAAGAGGCACCCUCCUGCAAAAAGAGCAAAUUAUAUAAAGCAUGGAACCUUGGCGCCGUUCUUGUGCCCCUGGGACAAGCUCACUCAGGAUUGGGAGGCUCGAAACCGAGCUCAUGGAAAACAAAUGCACACACCAGCCCUAGACAGUGAGGCUUGUGUUACUGAAGAACAGGUCUCCGGUGGUCCCAGCUCUGGAACACUCGUAGCUGAAGCGCCGAUGGCUGGCCAGGUGGCUGAGCAAAUGGAGCCAUGCUCCCAAACCAGCACACAGAUGGAAGGGGCUGAGAAAAUGGCAGAGUUGUGUAAGAAAGAGGAAGCUGCAUCAAGCCAGGCAUUCUGUGUUCUCAGGGCCAGAAAACUCUUAAGGCAAGUUUCAGCCUGGUGUCUUUCUACAGCUAGCAAAAGUCAGAGAAUGCGUCACCUUGCUUCUCAGCUGGAUCGGAAGGAGCUGACAGAAGAUGCUCUCUUGCCUAUCUUGCAGCAUUACCCCAGGGCAUUAGUGUGGGUCAGCUUGUCCCUUCUCAAAAAAGGUAGCCCUGAAUUGCAUACCAUGAUUUGCAUCCCAGCCGAGGAAGAUCUGUUGGAGCUUGACAAAGAUCCGCAUUUCUGUGGUCCUCAGGAACCCAGACACAGUGACAGGUUCAAGAACAAGGUUUCAAAACAAAAGGCGAGAAAAAAGAGGGAGCGGGCUAAGAAGGCAACUGAAGGUAGCGCAUCUUCUGCCUUGACUGUAAUGACGGCAGAGCAGGAAGAAGACGCCAUGCUGGGCUUAUGGCCUGACCCGCUGCCAGAUGUCACAUCGCAUUGCUCCAGAAUUCUCCUGGGGUUUGUCACACAAGGCGACUUCUCCUUGGCUUUCGGAUGUGGCGAAGCGCUCGGAUUUGUCUGUCUGACAGGAUUACUGCAAAUGUUGGUUGGUCAACCAGGAGAUAAGAGGGGGCUUGUUUUGUUAAGAAAUCCAGCAUCGCCACAGUACAGAUUUGCUAGGCUUACUAUUGAAGUCUAACCUGGGUUUAAAUUCAGUGUUUAAAAACAAACAAAAAAUCCAAAUACACCUUUUUCCUGAAAGUUUGCAGGCUUCUUAGUUUAGAUCCAAAGCUUGCAAAAAUGUACUUCACAUUCUUGUUAGCAUGUAAAAUGCGAGGGAAGUGUCAGUAGACUGAAAACUGUUCUGUAUAGUUUGAUAUUGAUGUAAGUUGCCUCUUCCAUUACUCAAGAGGCACAUAUAUUUUCCUGAAUAUGUACACAAUGGAUUUUUAGUUUGUUUUUAAACAAGCAACUGGUAUUUCUGCCAGCACUCCCCCUACCUUAUAAUGGGUUUUCCUCAAAUGAGGGUUCUUUUUUUCAUUGUAUGCUGCUGAAACCACUGUCAUGUACAUUUUUUAAUAAUUUAAUUCUCUUUUAAAAAUUGUUGAGUCUGGCAGUGGCUUGUUUAGCCCAUCUGUUUAGUGAACCUAGGGGCUUUACCCCCCCCCCAAAAAAAAGCCCUCGGAGAGACUAGCUGUGUAUGGGCGGAGCUGUGAAUGCUGCAUGUGACACAUAGUUAUCCCUCCCAUCCUAUUCAGAAGAGAUCACAUGCAUUUUGUCUGAGUCUAUCCAGAGAGCUGAAAUGAAAUGUAAUAAUAUUAAAGCUAUGAAUUGCCUUGAGGGGUGGCACCCAUCUUAGCCUCACCUCUUCUUCCAACUGAAUUGCAACUUUCAUUUUGUUCUGCUUUGGGAUACAGGUGUUCAUUAUCAUUAAAAGAACUUGGACUGGCUUGUCCUUAA